UCUCUUUUACUCUAUUCUAAUAGGAGUGCACGUCUUUAAAAUCAUGUUGCUGUUUCAUGAAACUUAAAUUUAUUAAGAUGUACUUAUAUUUUAGCCAAUGUUAAAGAUUGGUUUGAGAUACGGAUUUAACAAAUUUCGUAAGGUGAAAUGACUUUUUGUGAAGACGUAAAUUAUCGUGAGUGAUGUAAAAGAUUCAAUAAAUAAUAAUAUAAUCUAUAAAAACAAUAAUGGCUGGAAGAGGAGAGCGAGGUGUAUCGCGAGUUUUAGAUAAGUUAGAAGCAUCUGUUAAUUCGGGUCAAUAUUAUGAGGCACAUCAAAUGUACAGAACACUUUAUUUCAGAUAUCUAAGUCAAAAGAAGUACAGCGAUUUACUACAUUUAUUGUAUAAAGGUUCAACUCUUUUAUUACAACGCGAUCAACAAGGUAGUGGAGCCGACUUGGCAAUCCUUUUAAUAGAAGUUUUAAAUAAAUCAGAAACAAAACCUUGUCAAGAAUGGAUAGAAAAAAUUGCCAAAUUAUUUGAAAAGAUGAGUUCAAGUAUCCCCGAAAGGGAGACUUUUCUUACAAAUGCUGUAAAAUGGUCCAUGGAUAAUAAUAAAAAAGGGCAUCCUUUACUUCACAAGAAAAUUGCUGAAAUAUACUGGCAAGAGAAAAAGUUUACAUCAGCACACAGGCAUUUCUUACACUCAAGUGAUGGAGCAACUUACGCUAACAUGUUGAUUGAGUUGCAUACAACAAAAGGUUUAAAAUCAGAAAUAGAUUUGUUUAUUGCCCAGGCUGUUCUCCAAUGUCUAUGUCUGCGUAACGUUCAAAUGGCCACAGAAGCAUUCAAUAAGUAUACAGGAUUACAUCCUACAAUAAAAAAUGACAAAGGUCCUCCAUACUUAUUCCCGUUAUUAAACUUUUUAUGGUUUCUUUUACGUGCUAUUGAACAGAAACAAGUUGUUCAAUUUAAAAUUUUAAGAAAUUGUUAUGCAAUAAGUAUAAAGCGUGAUCCAAAUUACUCAGUGUAUUUGGACACCAUUGGUCGCAUUUGGUUUGGUAUUGAACUCCCUCAGAAUAAAAAUCAUAAUUCAAUAUUUGGUGGUCUUCUUAAAUCCAUUAUAGGUGAUGUUGAUGUUGAUACUUCAGAUGAAGAAGGGGAAUAUGAAAGGAAUAAUGCUCCAGUCCCGGAAUUGGACUAGUGGGGAAUUUUUAAGGACAUAUUUUACUGAUUUAUUAAACUUCAUUUGAAAACAUCCAAUAUGUCUGACUAAGCUAAUUGAAUUUUUAUAUUUGGUGAAUGUUUAUAGCAACUCAUUGUUAAUACUGUGCAAAAUAUGUUUUAUAUUUGCUGUUUCACUGCAAAACACAAAUGUAUACUCUUUAGUUUAAAACCAUUUGUCGCUUCAAGAGUUUGUUAGUAAAACCGUUAGUUACAUUUAGAACUAAGUCUUAAAAGCACUUUUAUAAUACUGAACUAUAUCAAAGCAAUAAUCUGUUACGUAUUUGUAUUAUAUGGAUUAUUAACAUUAUGAUUACACUAGUUCUAUACGAUUUUUUAUUUAUUGAAAAGUUUUUUUUUUCUUAAAUAUUUAUGCUUUGAUCUAUUUAUCAUAAUAGAUAGACUGAACCUCAAUUUGACACAUUAUUUUGGCAUAUUACAUAUUUUAAGGGAAUGUGGUAUAAAAAAAAAAAACAAUAUAAAAUUUUCAUAUAUAACAAUUUAUUUGGAAUUUGAUUUAUUUAAUCAACAAGGAAAUAGUUAUAAAUUGGAUCAUCAAUCACAGUUUAGUUUCCAUUAUUUAAAUGCCACUUUAACUAAUAUACUUUUUGUAAUAAAUUUAAGUUUUACUUGACUCACAAUCAUAUUUUAAACAAACACUAAGUGCUAUAUUUUAUAUAUACAUAUAAUAUAUACUUAAUUUUCAAUACAUAGAAUAAUGUCUAUUGAGGUAGAUAACUACUUAAAUGUCAAUAGAAUAACAAAAUUCAAAUGUUUUCUACAGUAAAUGAAGUAAUACAAGUUGUGAAUUUCCCAACAGUUACAUCUUUUUUCUUCAAAUCAAAAUAUAUACCUCUUUUCUUUAAAUCUAAUGCUUGUUUUAAUAUAAAUUUAUUAAAUUCAAUUGCAUUUGGAUGGUUUAAAUAUUCAUCUAUAGUCAUCCAUUUACAUUCUUUUAUUUCUAAUUCUGAUUUUACUAUUUCAGUUGAUGUAGCCUUUAAUAAGACAACAACAUAAAUGUCCGAAUUGCCAAAUGUAGCAUUGUGUCUGUGUCUGAAAGUGAUCAUUGAUUCAAAGAUUGCAUCAAUACCAGUUUCUUCUUUUACCUCUCGUAUAGCCGCAUCUUUGAUAUCUUCACCUAAGAAAGAGGUUUUAAAUUUCUGGAUAUAAUAUGAUUUGAUAUUAAAAAUGUAACACGUGGAAAUAUUUCUAUUUAUUUGCAAUAAAAAGCUAUUUGUUAUUUGAUUUAUAAAUAUAUGAAAAAAAAAUGGUAAGGAAAGUCUUAUUUAUAUCUAAUGUAGUUAUUAAUAUCAAUAAUAAAAUGUUGAAAUUUU
Melitaea cinxia (Glanville fritillary) is the source of this 2538-nucleotide messenger RNA. RefSeq names its product Golgi to ER traffic protein 4 homolog. Gene Ontology annotation, biological process: protein insertion into ER membrane. The coding region runs from base 228 to 1184 and encodes 318 amino acids. The record is from RefSeq and is a predicted model, not a curated record. Gene Ontology annotation, cellular component: BAT3 complex; cytosol. The transcript is spliced from 4 exons. Gene Ontology annotation, molecular function: protein binding. NCBI's taxonomy places the organism in Eukaryota, Metazoa, Arthropoda, Insecta, Lepidoptera, Nymphalidae.